This is a messenger RNA of Octopus bimaculoides (California two-spot octopus), 2610 nucleotides long. Its product is annotated as transmembrane 9 superfamily member 1. Gene Ontology annotation, cellular component: membrane. The record is from RefSeq and is a predicted model, not a curated record. Lineage: Eukaryota; Metazoa; Mollusca; Cephalopoda; Octopoda; Octopodidae. Gene Ontology annotation, biological process: protein localization to membrane.
ACACGGUCAUUUUAUUCGUUUCAGGUGAUAUUAUAUGUGAAUAAAGUUGGUCCAUAUUUCAAUCCUCAUGAAACAUACCACUAUUAUCAGCUACCAGUUUGCAGACCAGUAAAGAUCGAGCACAAAUCUCUUACUUUAGGAGAGGUCCUUGAUGGAGAUCGUAUGGCUGUUUCUUUGUAUGAACUAAAUUUUAAAAAGGAUGAACAAAAACGUGAAUUAUGUAAAGUUAAAUUUUCUGAAAAUGAUAUGCGAUUAUUACGAGAUGCAAUUGAAGAUCUCUAUUAUUUUGAGUUUGUUAUCGAUGAAAUUCCUGUUAGAGGUUUUAUAGGGCAUCUCGAAGAAGGAGGCUUUCUACCACACCAUCAUAAAAUAUACUUAUGGGCUCAUUUGCACUUCAAUAUAGAAUACAAUGGGAAUCAGAUAAUAUUUGCGAAUGUCUCAACAAAAGAACAGCUUCCUAUAAGUUUGGAUGAGGUUUCAGCACCUUAUCUUGUCGCAUUUACAUACAGUGUUAAAUGGCAUCAAACAAAUGUAGCUUAUGCAGAUCGUGGCAGAAGAUUAAGAGAUAACAGUUUCUUCCCUAAAUCUUUGGAAAUACAUUGGCUCUCCAUCAUCAAUUCAAUGGUCUUAGUUUUUCUAUUGAUAAGUUUUGUUGUUAUUAUUUUGACUCGUGUCCUGAAGAGUGAUUUUGCUCGGUAUAACAUAGAUGAAGAUGACAGUGAAGAUUUGGACCAAGAUGAGAAUGGCUGGAAGAUCAUCCAUACUGAUGUCUUCAGAUUCCCAGUGUGUAAGAGUCUCUUCUGUGCCAUUUUGGGUGUUGGAAGUCAGUUUCUUGCUUUAGCUACAGGAAUUUUGUUGAUGGCAUUAUUUGGUAUGUUCAAUGUACAUCGCCAUGGUUCCAUUAAUUCUGCUGCAAUUGUUCUAUAUGCACUUACUUCAGGUGUAUCUGGAUACAUUGCUGCAAAUUAUUACCGAAAAAUGGGAGGUGACAACUGGGUAUGGAAUAUCAAUCUCACUUCAGCUUUGUUCGCAUUGCCAUUUUUCAUUGUGUGGGCCCUUAUAAACUCAGUUGCAUGGGGCUAUGGAACCACUCAAGCUUUACCUUGGACUACAGUUGUCAUGUUAAUAUGCUUAUGGAUGUUCGUGGGAUACCCUUUAACUGUUGUUGGUGGCAUUUUUGGUAAAAAUUGGGCAAAUGGUUUUGAUGCUCCUUGUCGAACAAAAAAUAUUGCUCGUGAAAUUCCCUCUGCUCCAUGGUACAGGUCUGCAUUUGCUCAUUGCCUUGUGGGAGGAUUUCUACCAUUCAGUGCUAUUUCUGUUGAGUUGUAUUAUAUAUUUGCCACACUUUGGGGACGUGAACAAUACACACUCUAUGGUAUCUUAUUUGUUGUUUAUGGAAUUUUGCUCAGCGUGACAGCUUGCAUUUCUGUAGCUCUUACCUACUUCCAAUUAUCUGCUGAAGACUACAGAUGGUGGUGGAGAUCAAUUUUUAGUGCAGGGUCCACAGGCUGCUUUGUAUUCCUUUAUGCACUUUUCUACUACUUCAAAAGAUCAAAUAUGUCGGGACUUCUUCAAACACUGGAAUUCUUUGGUUACACUACUUUGUCAUGUUAUGUCUUUUUUCUAAUGCUUGGAACUGUCUCAUUUUUUGCAUCUCUAAAGUUUGUACGUUACAUUUAUGUGAACUUAAAAAUGGACUAAUUCAGUUUCAUUUAAUCUUGUUUUUAUUUAUCAUUAUCAAUUUUAAUGAUUUUUUUUUCCAUAUAUAUUGGGAAACAGUAAAAAGUUAACACUAUUAUAAGGGUUUUUUUUAAUUUCAAUUGCAGUUAUUAUUUUUACUCCUGAAGUAGAAAAAUAUCCAUAUUUAAUAUUUUUCAAAAAAAAUUUCCAAUGAUUGUAAAUGAACGUGGCAAAAUAUUUUUUAAAAAUAUGUAUAAAUAAAAUUUGGUUAUGAAAGAGCAGCAUUUAAGCAUGCAUAUUCAAGACCCACAAGAUCAUUUCAUUCAAAAUCAUCUUUUAUUAGAACUUAAGCAUUAACUGUUUUUUUGUUUGUUUGGUUUUUGUUUGUUUUUUCUGGUGCACUCAGAAGAUUAAAUGCUGAGAAAGGUACUUUUUUUUAUGAGAUUUUAUAAAAUUCACAGUUGUAGAAGUUUGAUGAGAAUCUGCUGAAAUGGAAACAAUUACUUUGUGAUAAAGAAUCAAUGAUUCUUUAAAACAUACAUAUACAUUUAUAUUCACUUUGUUUUUGUAUAUAAUAGUAUUAUAUAUAAUAUGAUUAUAUAUUAUUAUAUUAUAAUAUAUAUUAUUAGCAAUCAAAUUCUUUCAUUGUACUGUGUACAGCCUGGUCACUGAUUACUCUAUUAAGGGACAAUGUCAGUGAGUAGGUAUAGCAAAAGACUUUCAUACUUAAUUAUAUAUAAUAUUACAAAAUGCAAUAAAAAUGAAUGUAUUGAUGUAUGUAUGCUUUACUUACUAUCAUGGCUGAAGUUUCACCAUUUCACAGCACAUCAAGACAUUACCUUACAUACUAUGAAAUGGUGGCACUUGAGAAGUGACACUGUAAUAUUCAGCUGUUAAUAAACAUACAUUACAUUGUACUCUGCAAACAUA